This is a messenger RNA of Erigeron canadensis, 1903 nucleotides long. RefSeq names its product DEAD-box ATP-dependent RNA helicase 41. Gene Ontology annotation, molecular function: RNA helicase activity; ATP binding; nucleic acid binding. Bases 83 to 1681 code for a protein of 532 amino acids. The record is from RefSeq and is a predicted model, not a curated record. NCBI's taxonomy places the organism in Eukaryota, Viridiplantae, Streptophyta, Magnoliopsida, Asterales, Asteraceae. The transcript is spliced from 2 exons.
AUUCCCAACUAAUAAUGUCCCAUUUCAAAUUUUCCCAGGGUUCUUAUAUUUGUGUUUUCUUCAUCAAUUUUUGAUUCUCAUAAUGGAGAAUCAAACAAUACUAACACCACAAGAUUCUCUACAAACUUCAGAAGAUGAUGUGAAAACAUAUAGUGUUCAACAAAGAGAAGCUUUACCCGAAGAGCCUCGAUGCGUAGAAUGUGGUCGGUAUGGUGAAUAUAUAUGUGAUGAAACUGAUGAUGAUAUCUGCAGUCUUGAAUGUAAGCAGAAAGUUUUACUAAAAUUUAAACAACCCGAGUUGCAGAGUAGUGUUGUUCUGCCUGCAGUGAGACUACCUGCAACAGAUGAGUGUAUUUAUGUUAGAGAUGGUAGUAAUGGUAAAUCAGAGGGGCAUUCUUUAACGAAUGCACAGACGGAAUUGGUUAGGAAUAAGUUUGAGAUUGUUGUAAAGGGUGAUUGUGUUCCUAGUCCGGUUUUAUCUUUUGCUCACUGUGAUAUUCCUCAGAAGCUCUUGCAGAACAUUGAACGUGCAGGAUAUGAAAUCCCGACUCCUGUUCAAAUGCAGGCGAUUCCUGCUGCAUUGAAGGGUCAAAGCCUGCUUGUUUCAGCUGAGACUGGUUCAGGAAAAACUGCGGCGUAUUUGGUUCCUGUAGUUUCGUACUGUGCAAAGUUUAGAAAGGAAGUGGGUUCAGACGAGAAGAAACCAUUAGUGAUGGUGCUGACACCAACUAGGGAACUUUGCAUACAGGUUGAGGAACAAGCUAAGGUGCUCGGAAAAGGGUUGCCGUUUAAAACAGCAUUGGUGGUGGGUGGUGAUGCAAUGCCUAGACAGAUUCAUCGCAUACAGGGUGGAAUAGAAAUGAUUGUUGGUACACCUGGCAGGCUUAUUGAUCUUUUAACCAAAUAUGACAUUGAGCUAGAUCGUGUCUCGAUGUUAGUUAUAGAUGAAGUAGAUUGCAUGCUCCAAAAGGGCUUCCGCGAACAGGUAAUGCAGAUUUACAGGGCUUUAUCUCAACCUCAAGUCUUGUUGUAUUCUGCGACGGUUCCGGUUGAAGUGGAGAAGAUGGCAAGUUCACUGGCAAAAGAAGUCAUCAUCAUUACUGUUGGAAAGCUAAACGAGCCAAAUCAGGCGGUGAAACAGGUGGCUAUAUGGGUUGAGUCAAACCGAAAGAAGCAAAAGCUUUUUGAUAUAUUGACAAGCAAACAGCAUUUCAAGCCACCCGUCAUAGUGUUUGUGGGUUCAAGAAUAGGAGCAGAUCUCCUUUCUGAGGCGAUAACUGUAACCACGGGACUUAAGGUUUUGGCUAUUCAUGGAGAUAAGAGCAUGAAAGAAAGAAGAGAUAUUAUAAGUUCGUUUUUACUAGGAGAAAUUCAGGUGAUUGUCGCAACCGGGAUAUUGGGCAGAGGAAUUGAUCUUUUGCAUGUAAGACAAGUUAUCGUGUUUGACAUGCCAAAUUCAAUCAAGGAGUAUGUUCAUCAGAUUGGUAGAGCAUCCAGAAUGGGAAAGGAGGGUAAUUCUAUUCUCUUUGUUAAUGAAGAGAACAGGAGUUUGUUUCCGGAGUUGAUUGGAAUCCUGAAAUCUUCUGGGGCUGCUAUACCUCGGGAGAUCACUAACUCUAGGUACUUGACAGCCUCAUUACCAAGCAACAGGGGAAACAGAAAAAGAAAAGCCAAUUGCUAAACUAUCAUAGUUUUGUCCAUAUCAUAUUUUUCAGGUCAUGUGUUGAUUUUAGGAAGUGGUGUAUAUGUCCUUUGUUGGAGAAGCAUGGCCCAUACAUGGAUCUAAAAAACUUGAACUGACCCUUUGAGUCUAUGUAUAUAAAAUCAUAUGGUUCAGUCUAUUGUAUCUAGCAUUAGAAUUUUCAGGAUAUACGAAGGCAAAAAAAAUUAAAAUUAUAGGAUC